GCAGUUUCGACGGAAAAAGUGAAAUUCCUAUGUCGUGCGGACAACGUUAAAGUGUACGAAACACCGUUCCACGCGGGACACAUAGCCAUAGCCGGAUAUGGCUCGUUAGUGAUUGGCAAGGGCGAAUAUUUGGUAUACUAGCGGGGCGGGAAGGGGCACCCCAUCCCACUGAUUGUGUCGUGUUCCAGCUGCGACAACAAAGGGGUUGUAACAACAACAACAAGGACAACAACAGGAGCAGCAUGAAUACCGCGACCAUGCCGAACCACGACUUCAUGGAGCUACAUCCGGUCCAUCAACAUCCGGCCGGAUGCAAGCAGCACUGUUUCGUGUUUACCGAGAUCGCGGACAUCGAGCUACCGCCCGAAAUCACCAAGUACCCGGAGAAGAUUAAGAACGGCAGCAUUCACUCGUACACUAAGGACAGCAUCUCGCCUCCACCGCCGAAGCUGGGCAAGGAGCGUCGGAAUCGCAAGAUAAUUGCUCUCGUCUCGGGGCUGCUGGUGUGCGUGGCACUGGCCGCUGGUAUUCCGCUCGGUUUGCAGCUACGCUCGUCCUCCCUGCUGGAGGCCCGGUUGGCAUUCAUCCGGCGGCUGCUCGUCGAGUCACCGCUUGUCGAGGGCUACUGGGCACCACCGAUGGGGGCCAACUUUAGCAAAAGCUUCGCGGAAGUAAAAAGCGGUAUGGUGGGGGCACUACUGUGGCCCAUAGCGGUCCCAUGUGCCGCCCAGUACCUGGACGCGGUGCAGCUGACCCUCGAGGGUCUGGACGAUGCACGCCGUCUGGUCAGUAAGAACGGGGACAUGGCGGUCGUCGAGAAUGCGGACGAAAUGGAACAGGCGCAUACGGAGGGUAAGCUGGCGAUACUGUUCGGGCUCGAGGGUGGCCAUACGCUCGGUUCCAGUUUGGCCGUACUACGAUCGAUGUAUUCGCUCGGUGCGCGCUUUGUUUCGCUCACCGGUGUCGGCUGCACGACCCCGUGGGCCAGUGCCUCGAUUCGGAACGAUUUCUUCGACGAAAACCUUCCCUCCACGUUGACCAACUUUGGCGAGAUCGUUAUCCAGGAGAUGAACCGGUUGGGCAUGCUGGUCGAGAUUUCGCGCCUUUCCGAACCCGCCAUGAUGGUUGCACUGAAUGUGGCCAAAGCGCCGCUGCUGCUCUCGAACGCACUGCCCUCAUCGAUGGCAUGCAACGGUACGACGGCCGCCGUACCGGACCACAUCCUGAGUGCCCUCUCGCAGAAUGGUGGCGUGCUGAUGCUGAACGUGGAACGGUGCGGUGAUAAGCCGAUGUCACUGAAGGAUGCAAUCACGGCCAUCAACUACAUCCGUGCGAUUGCUGGCGUCGACCACGUGGGGCUGAGCGGAUCGCCCAAGAAUUAUCCCCUUCUGCUCGCCGAACUAGCCCGUGACCGAUUGUGGGGCUCGGUCGCCAUCAAGAAGCUGGUUGGUGGGAACAUCGUGCGGGUACUGCGGGAAGUCGAAACGAACCGGAACCGAUUACCACUGUCCGAGGACUGGAUACCGCUGGAAGCCAUCGAAGGCAAUGCCUACUGUCGGUAUCCGGAAACAUAAGCCGACAGCGGUUCGGUGGAGAUGGCGGCGGUCACUUUACUUUCUACUGCCGUGUAUCUUUGGCAUUGAACAUGCGGGGGGAAACCAAAGUACGAGUAUUACAAGUAUUAUUAUUAUUAUCUUCCACGUAGACACAGAAUUAGGCAAACAUACAUUCACACGGACAUCGACACACACACAUAUACACACCCUCUUACAAACAGCUGGACAAAAGGAAGGGGGAGACCACUUGGCGACAGGACGGUGGAAGGCUACAAAUAGGAGCAGAAGUAAGAUAAGUAGAAAGCUAUAGUAGUACAUGAAAUCAGCGAGCAGCCGAUCAUUCGAGGAUUGGGCCAUUCCUAUCGGCCCCGUUGUAGUUAAUGUGUUAAUAGUGCAAAAUAGUAAGAAAAUCGAAGCGAAGACAAACCCUUAUCGCAUAUCAACUUGAUUCACCCUUGAGCAGCGAAUCCGAUCGUCUGGAACUCUCCUAGGGCCUAGGGGUUCCAGAGCUAUUUACUUAUUUUCUUGGCGUAAUAUUGUUGUCCAGCGUUACUGUCACGCUAUCACCAAAACGGAACCUGCAGACGGUUCACGUGGAAAGCGCGGGUGGUGACUUGUGUUAGAUGAAAGCGCCUAUGCGGAGGACGAAACAUGCGAGCAAGAGUCACGGCAUGCCACGAAUUCCGUGUAUCCGUGAGAUAGGAGGGAUUGAGGUCGGCGCUACGAUUCAGGGAUAGUGAUCGGAUCUGGUUCCGAUGGUAUGUUGUAGUCAUAGGGCCCGACAUUCCCAGAGUUUAGCCUUUUGUUAGUCUACUUGAUUCCAGGGUCUUGUUUGUCAUGAAAUACGAAAAGUACAGAUUAGCUUCGUCCUAUCUUUUCAUUUUCAUCACAGUCACCAUUGAUAGUAAACGUAUUAGCGUCUUGGUGGUAUUCGUCCUAAUGUUGGUAGUAUUCAUGAAGGUUUUUAGUUUGACAAUACCGACCACUACCAGACAGCUACGUCAUGCCAAACACUACUUUUUACCGAUUUCUGCACGGAACAAGACUCUGGGAAUAGGGUUCAUGGAUUGGUGACGGAAGUCGAACCAC
Molecule: messenger RNA, 2645 nt
Organism: Anopheles darlingi
Lineage: Eukaryota; Metazoa; Arthropoda; Insecta; Diptera; Culicidae
Product: dipeptidase 3
Exons: 2
Coding region: 243-1574 (443 amino acids)
Biological process (GO): proteolysis
Molecular function (GO): metallodipeptidase activity
Source: RefSeq, a predicted model, not a curated record